UUUUUUUCUUCCCCUCUUUGCUUUGAACGAACUUUAUUGUUCCUGCGGUGCCGCGCGCGCGCGGGGAUGCGCUGAGGCCGCUCCGCCGUCGGCCCCGCUCCACCCGCCCCGGCCCGGCCUCGGCAUGUCGGGCAGCCGCCCGCCGCCGCACCCCGCCGCGCCGCCCGCCGCCGCCACCCCGGCCUCCUCCUCUUCCUCCUCUUCCUCCUCCUCCUCCUCCUCUUCGGCGGCCAUGGCGCCGGGCUCGUCCUCCUCGGGCGGCGCGGCGGCGCGGCCUGUGCUGGUGGCGGCCGCCGUGUCGGGUUCGGGCGCGGGGCUGGCCCGGCUGGCGGCGGCGGCGCGGCCCGGCAGCGGCGGCGGCGGUUCCUCCGCGGGAAGCGGCGGUAGCGGCGCGGGCGGCGGCGGCAGCAGCAGGAAGAGGCCGCUGCUCACCCCGCUCUGCAACGGGCUCAUCAACUCCUACGAGGACAAGAGCAACGACUUCGUCUGCCCCAUCUGUUUUGAUAUGAUUGAAGAAGCCUACAUGACGAAAUGUGGACACAGCUUCUGCUAUAAAUGCAUUCACCAGAGCUUGGAGGACAAUAACAGAUGUCCCAAAUGCAACUAUGUUGUGGACAACAUAGAUCAUCUUUAUCCCAACUUCUUAGUCAACGAACUUAUUCUUAAACAGAAGCAAAGAUCUGAGGAGAAAAGACUCAAACUGGACCAUUCAGUGAGUAGCACCAAUGGCCAUAGGUGGCAGAUAAUUCAAGAUUUGUUGGGGACUGAUCAAGACAAUCUUGACUUGGCCAAUGUCAACCUGAUGCUGGAGCUGCUGGUGCAAAAGAAGAAGCAGUUGGAAGCAGAGUCCCAUACUGCCCAAUUGCAGAUCCUUAUGGAAUUUCUCAAAGUUGCCAGGAGAAACAAACGAGAGCAAUUGGAGCAGAUCCAGAAGGAGCUGAGUGUUCUGGAAGAAGAUAUUAAACGAGUAGAGGAAAUGAGUGGCUUGUACUCCCCAGUCAGUGAGGACAGUACGGUGCCACAGUUUGAGGCUCCCUCCCCUUCACACAGUAGUAUUAUUGACUCCACGGAGUAUAGCCAGCCUCCAGGCUUCAGUGGCAGUUCUCAGACCAAAAAGCAGCCAUGGUAUAACAGCACGCUAGCCUCACGACGCAAGCGGCUCACAGCUCAUUUUGAGGACCUAGAGCAGUGCUAUUUUUCCACCAGGAUGACACGUGUCUCGGAUGACAGCAGAACCACAAGCCAGCUGGAUGAGUUUCAGGAGUGUCUAUCCAAGUUCACGCGCUACAAUUCUGUCCGACCCCUGGCAACGCUGUCUUACGCUAGUGACCUCUACAAUGGCUCCAGCAUAGUAUCCAGUAUUGAGUUCGACCGAGACUGUGACUACUUUGCCAUUGCUGGGGUGACAAAGAAGAUUAAAGUCUAUGAGUAUGGUACAGUCAUUCAGGACGCGGUGGAUAUUCACUACCCUGAGAAUGAAAUGACCUGUAAUUCCAAAAUCAGUCCUAAAACUACUGGGCAUCGGUUGACUCAUGGUAAUAGACUGGAUCUGGAGCACUUGGCAUUCGGAAGCAGCUGUAUCAGCUGGAGUAGUUACCACAAGAACCUGCUAGCCAGCAGCGACUAUGAAGGCACCGUCAUCCUUUGGGAUGGAUUCACGGGACAAAGAUCCAAGGUCUACCAGGAGCAUGAGAAAAGGUGCUGGAGUGUUGACUUUAACUUGAUGGACCCAAAGCUAUUGGCUUCAGGCUCUGAUGAUGCCAAAGUGAAGCUGUGGUCUACCAACUUGGACAACUCAGUAGCAAGCAUCGAGGCCAAGGCUAAUGUGUGUUGUGUCAAAUUCAGCCCCUCUUCUAGGUAUCACCUAGCUUUUGGCUGUGCAGAUCACUGUGUUCACUACUACGAUCUUCGCAACACUAAGCAGCCAAUCAUGGUGUUCAAAGGGCAUCGCAAGGCAGUCUCCUACGCAAAAUUCGUGAGUGGGGAAGAAAUAGUCUCUGCGUCAACAGACAGUCAGCUGAAGCUGUGGAAUGUAGGGAAGCCUCACUGCUUGCGCUCCUUCAAGGGUCACAUCAACGAGAAGAAUUUUGUAGGGCUUGCAUCCAACGGAGACUACAUUGCCUGUGGAAGUGAAAAUAAUUCCCUUUACCUAUACUAUAAGGGCCUCUCAAAGACACUGCUGACAUUCAAGUUUGAUACAGUCAAAAGUGUCCUGGACAAGGACCGGAAAGAAGAUGACACAAAUGAGUUUGUGAGUGCUGUAUGCUGGAGGGCACUACCAGAUGGGGAGUCCAAUGUGCUGAUUGCUGCUAACAGUCAGGGUACAAUUAAGGUACUGGAGCUGGUAUGAAGGGUUUUCUCUCAAGGCAUGAGGUACUUGGUCCUGCUGAUACGCUACAGUAUUCAUCUGGGAUCUUCAGCAGGACAAGAAACCGAAACGACCUUGAUGUUCCUCCCCAAAACCAUCAUGUUUGGGUUUUUUCCAUUUAUGGACUUUCUAGGACCUUUUGAGACACUGGAAACACCAGUGAACUGUCUGCCAUCAACAUUAACUCCACAGACUUUGCUGCUGCUGGUGGUGGUGGUAUGGUUGUCUAAUUUUUAUGAUAGGAAAACAAAUUCUUUUAAAUAAAAAACAAAAAGGAAUAAUAAAAUUUAUUGAGCCACAAGCUGAAGCUGGAAGAUUCUCUCUUGUUGCAUAUGGGAACAGAUUUACUUGGGAAGGGAGCUUACAGGACCACACCGGGCUGUCCUCUGUUGCAUAUCUCCAGUUACUUUCAUCUGGACUGUUCUUCAUCCCCACUGGAAAAAAAAAGUAUCUAAGCCUUACCUGGACAUGCAAGCAAUUCACUUUGAGAUCCCAUAAUGGUAUGGUUUGGUUGUUCCUUUGAUUUAUUAAUAUUUUUUUUAGAUGCAUUACAUGUUGAGAAAUGUUACCCACAUUGACGCCUCUGGAGACUGAAGUCCUCUGGUCAUCAAGAAGAGAAUGACAGCUUUCCCUUCCUCCUCUGCUUACGCCCCUGCCUCAACCCAAAGGGGCAGCUCCAAAGGAGAGGAUUAAGUUGUCCUCUUGUCGACGUGAGCCUGGGCCUCUCUGCUGCCUGCCACCAGCAACAUGCUGAGAUGAGGUGACCUGCAGUUGCCUGGGACCUGGACUGACCUCACCAAGACACUGUGGGAUAACUAUCUCCCUCUCAGUGACCUGGCUGUGUUUAUCUCAGCUAGAGGCGGAAGCUUUUAGAUCCAGUUACCAAAGCCCAGCACCACUUAAUCGCCCGUGUGGUCUGGUUGCAUUUGCCCCUCUCUGCACACCAUGGAAGCCAAGCAUUUUGAAUGUUGUAAUAAGAGAGUGGAUGGAGUUGGUUUGUAAUGUGUUUCAGAGCCAUGAUAUAAGUAGCCUUAUUUUUAAUGGUCAUGCAUACACUUAAUUGUACAUAUGGAGGGGGAAUAAACCAUGAUGCUAAGAGUUGUUGUUCCUUUGUUGGCAGGAUAGCAGGGAGGGUAAGAAGGUGCAGACAGUCUUCGUGAGUAGCAGUCAUGCUGAGCUGUCAGGAUUGCUGCCAGAACUCAUUAAGCUUGAAAGUGGAAUUGGUGGGCGUAGCAUCUUUUCCUAGCUGUGGGUGGCAAAGGUGCAAUGUAUACAGUAAUACCUGUGGGAAGCAUUUUGGUUUGCAAACAGAAUCUCUCUGCAUUCAUUCAUUGCAGUACGCAUCUCCCUUGCGCCUCUGAGGUUGGGAUUGCCACAGGGACUUCAGUGUCCUUGUCAGCAAGGCAAGGCCCUGCUGCAGUCUGGGGCCACCCAUCAAGGAGCUGUAACUGAUGGCAUGUGAAAGGUGUCUUAUGUCCUCCAGGUGUUAAAAGCCUGAUUCUGAUCUUCCCAGGAGGAUUGUGUGGUCUUCUCACAUCCUUUGGUCACAGAGCAGAAAAGAAAAGCAAGGGUGCUCUUGGGGAUAUGAACAGAGAAGCAGGGAUGAAGCCUUACAGCAGAAUUGGGGACAGAUCCUGUCCUGAUUCAAUGCUGGUGCCCGUUUCUAGAGGGGCCUUAGGGAACAUAUAUGCUCCUUCAAAGCUAGAAGGAUGUGGGACACACCAAAAUUGCUGUUGACUUCUGGAGAGUCUUGUCCAGUGGGGAGAAAUGUGAUGCUCAGCUCCAAGAGAGGUGUGGAUGGCCCUCAUGCUGCAUGCUGCUUUUCUUCCAUGGUUUCUGAUAUGCCGGUGGGGUGAGAAGUGAGGAGAGAAGGAAGGGAGAGAGAAGAGGGGUGCUAGCUUGUGUCCUUCUCCAAGGUGCUACCUGCAGGUCUCUGUCGUAUGAGUCACCUGAGUCACUGUGGCAGAAGGAAACAAAAUUGGUUCCUUCUGCCUGAUGGCAGCUCUCUGAUACAUCCCACUGAGCACUAGCUUGAUUUCCAUUUUGCUCCAUUUUUUAAAAAGGAGAGUUUGGUGCUAGGUUGACUGUGCUGGGCUGUGCGGAGCGUCCUUCCCAGCCAGCCAUCUCUGAAGGCAGGGCCGGUGUGAGGAGCAAUGGCCAUAGCUCGUGCUGCUUCCCCUGGUUUCAGGCGUGGGUUUCCCUCAGCCUCUGCCUUGUUUAUUGAUGCCUGCUAAUUAAUUUUGCAAGCUGCUGCUGCUGCCAUGGCUGCAGUUGUACCCCAGCUCUGUGCUGUGCAGCCACUGCUUGGCAGGUGACCUCAUUCCUUCUCUCCCCCCACUUGAAGGUCCUCUGUGUUUUAAAUUGAAAUCACUCUGACAAAGCUGAGAUCUUAGAAAAAAAAGUGCUAUUUUGAAUGCUGUAAGGUUACUCCUUGAAUUAAACAGGGAAAACAGUUUAA
Messenger RNA from Harpia harpyja (harpy eagle), 4826 nucleotides. RefSeq names its product COP1 E3 ubiquitin ligase (gene COP1). Gene Ontology annotation, biological process: proteasome-mediated ubiquitin-dependent protein catabolic process. Bases 125 to 2350 code for a protein of 741 amino acids. Lineage: Eukaryota; Metazoa; Chordata; Aves; Accipitriformes; Accipitridae. The record is from RefSeq and is a predicted model, not a curated record. Gene Ontology annotation, molecular function: ubiquitin protein ligase activity; protein binding. The transcript is spliced from 21 exons.